AUGUCUAACUUUGAAAUAUUUUCAUCUUCGCCUUCUAAUUUGCCUCAUCCAUCUCCUGUUAAGGUUCAAGUGGUUCCUAAAACUGUGCCCGACCGCCUCCUCGAGAAGUUUCUCGAUGUGUCCAAAUUCAACUUUGAUUAUUGGAAGAGUGGAAAUUGGUCUCCCCCGUUUCGAAGAAGCGCCUUCUUAGGCUCCUCUGGUAGAAUAUUUACAAAACAAGAAAUGCUCCAACGGCUCCGAAGAGUAUUGGACCGUCGUCCUCGAAGGAGAGAGAGUUUUUUUGCAUGGUGCUGCUCUGAAGGAAAACUUUGGAAAUGUGAAGACUUGUUACUUAAAAGGAAGGUGAAGGAAGUAUACUAUCUUUGGUUGUCUCAUUUGUCAAGUAGAGAUUCAACUGUAUAUUUUUCUAAUGGAAACAGAACAACUUGGACAAACAACAAUCAAUCCCUUCCUCGAACAACAGAAUUCACGGAUGGCUCACUGGCUCGCUUUAUACUUUUUAAGACGGAAACAGGUACAAAUGGAAGUUUUGGCUUCGGGUUUGGCUUCUAUUGCAAUUGCCCUUACGUCGGGUACUGCGACUUGUCGAUCAUGUUUGUGGAUAUGCUCAAUGGUGAAGUUGAUUUUAAAGGACUUCCCCAGGUAGUUUGGACUGCAAAUUGGAACAGGCGAGUUGGAGAAAAUGCAACACUCAAAUACAACCAAGGCGGCAAUUUAUGUUUGAUCGACGAACAUGGCAACGAAGUUUGGUCAUCUUAUCCAUCUGGUAAGUCUAAUGUUGUUGGUAUGAGCAUCGAUGAAAGUGGUAAUAUGAUGCUUUUCAAUGAAAGCAGUCAACCCGUUUGGGAGUCUUCCCAGUAUCCUACUGACACUCUUCUAAUGGGACAAAUAAUAAUGGCAAACCGGCAUCUUACUUCAAGAACCCUUUCUCUCCAUGACAGACAAAGCCUGUUUAACCUUUCUCUGAAUUCCCGUGCCAUUGUCGCAUUAUUGGCGGGUGACGAGCCAACUCGGUAUCUAACUAUUGCACCUGCUGGGGCAAAUGAUCUUUUCUCUAACAGGACGACGACGGAGUUUCGUUAUCUGCAAUUUGUUCGGUUCAUUAAGGGAGGGAUGUGUUUCUAUUACCAAACAGGGGCUCUAAAGGAACCGCUGUUUCUCAAUGCCGUAAAUUCAAGUUCAAAUUCAACAACUGUUCAGUUCCUGAGAUUGGAUACCGACGGGGGUCUUAGGAUAUAUGGGUGGAACCCUGGAGAGCAAUGGAGAAGUAUUUACUUCUGGCCAAACAAAUCAGACGAAUGUUGGAUUCCACUCAGGUGUGGCAGAUAUGGAGUUUGCAAAUGGGGUACCUGCGGCUGUCCGAUCGAACCGGACGGCAAAGACUACUUCACACUGAAGGAUUACCAACAUCCUCAUCACGGCUGUCGCGAAAUCACUCUCCCAUUAACAUUUCAAGGUGCAUCCACUGACUAUGAAAUGGUUCAUUUCGGGAAUCUCUCCUAUUUCAAUACAUUUUUUGCAAAGGCAUCUAAACCUCAGUUGUACACUGAAGAAAGAUGCAAGCAAGCCUGUUUUGAGAAUACAACUUGUAAAGCCGCCUUCUUUGUUUCUAAGGAAAUAGACAAUGAAGGAUCUUGUUAUAUGUAUUCCGAGAUGCUCUCACUUAUGGGAAAUCCACAUGUAAGUGGCUAUUAUUUAUCAUCAUACUUAAAGGUUACUUCCUUGAAGUUUAAGGUUAAUGUUUCCUCUCCGGGUCAGGAAAAAACCAACUUUCACUCUUAUUCUUGGGGUAAAACCCCAUUAGCCGUAUAUUCCUUUCUCAUAACUGUGAUCGUCCUCGUUGCUUUAUGCUUCGUGCUGUGGAAGAAGAUCAACUGUGCAUGCGAACAACGGAAGCAUCUUAAGUCACUCAUCUCGGGGUCUCUAAUAAGGUUCUCGUACAGUGAGAUGUCUUUUGCAACAGCUAAAUUUUCCACUAGACUAGGGACAGGAGGCUUUGGAGUGGUUUAUAAAGGGGUGUUGAAGGAUGGAAUAAUGGUUGCAGUGAAGCGGCUCGAAAACACAGGACAAGGAGGGAUCGAAGAGUUUCUAGCCGAAGUGAACACCCUUGGGAACAGACACCAUAUCAACCUGGUGAAGCUAAUCGGUUUCUGUGUCGAAAAGAGCCACAGAAUUUUAGUUUAUGAGUAUAUGAGCAAAGGGUCGUUGGACAAAUGGAUCUUCCAUGGAAACAGUAGCUUCUAUCUUGAUUGGAAAACGAGGAAGAAGAUCGUCCUGGAUAUAGCCAAAGGGUUAGCAUAUAUCCACGGUGAUUGCAGGCAGAGGAUUGCUCAUUUAGAUGUGAAACCCCAAAACAUACUUCUUGACGAUGGUUUCAAUGCCAAAAUCUCUGAUUUUGGGCUGUCCAAGUUGAUUAACAGGGACGAGAGUGAAGUGGUGACCAGGAUGAGAGGCACGUUGGGGUACUUGGCGCCCGAGUGGCAACACGCGAGAAUCACGGUGAAAGCCGACAUUUAUAGCUUUGGGAUAGUUGUACUCGAAGUUGUGACGGGAAGGAUGAUCUUGGAUUACAGUCAACCCGAUUCGGAUGUCUGUUUGCUUAAACUGCUGAAGAAGAAACGGGUGGAGAAUCGAUUGAUGGAUAUCAUUGAGCUGGAGAAAGAAGACGUGGAACAACACUUUGAAGAAGUGAAUGCGAUGAUAUUGCUGGGACUUUGGUGCGUGAAUGAAGAUCAUACAUCACGCCCCUCUAUGAAUUAUGUGGUCAAGUUGUUGGAACAAGAUAAGAUACCCGCAUUUGAUUGCGAUUUCACAAAUUCCAUCUAA
Messenger RNA from Hibiscus syriacus, 2826 nucleotides. Its product is annotated as G-type lectin S-receptor-like serine/threonine-protein kinase SD2-5. The coding region runs from base 1 to 2826 and encodes 941 amino acids. NCBI's taxonomy places the organism in Eukaryota, Viridiplantae, Streptophyta, Magnoliopsida, Malvales, Malvaceae. Gene Ontology annotation, molecular function: ATP binding; protein kinase activity. Gene Ontology annotation, biological process: protein phosphorylation. The transcript has 3 exons. The record is from RefSeq and is a predicted model, not a curated record.